AUGACAGUCCCUACCUUGAGGAUAGGCGUCGACGUCGGCGGAACAAACACAGAUGGCGUCAUCCUCGAUCCAACCUCCUCCUCCCCUUCCCUCGGCAUCCUCGCCACCCAAAAGACCCCAACAACACCCAACCCAAGCACCGGAAUCACAACCGCAAUCUCCCACAUGUUCUCAACCUCCAACAUCCCCCCCUCCCGCAUCGCAAGCGUCACAAUCGGCACAACGCACUUCAUCAACGCCGUGAUAGAACAAGACGCAACCCGCCUCGCCCCCGUCGCCGUCAUCCGCCUUUGUGGUCCUUUCUCCGCAACCAUCCCCGCCGGCGUCGACUGGCCUCCCGCCUUGCGCAGAAUCAUCUGCGCCCACCGCUCUCUCGUCGACGGCGGGUUGGAGAUUGACGGGGACUUGAUUGCGGAGCUCGAUGAAGACGCUGUGCGGCGCGAGGUAGAGGUUAUUCGCGCCAAGGGAAUCAGAAGUAUCGUCGCUGUGGGGAUUUUCAGUCCCAUUGACGUCGUGUAUAGACAGGAGGAGAGGGCGGCGGAGAUUAUUCAUGAUAUUUACCCCGGAGCUGACGUGGUGAUGUCAAAGGAUGUGGCGAAUAUCGGGUUUCUUGAGCGUGAGAACGCGGCUAUCCUCAACGCUUCCAUCCUUCCUUUCGCCAGACGAACCAUUCGCUCCUUCCAGGAUGCCGUUACACAGCUAGGGUUGAGAUGUCCCGUCUUCGUGACGCAGAACGACGGGACGAUUCUGCCGGCUGCGGCGGCGGCGCGGUUGCCCAUCAGGACAUUCUCCAGCGGACCGACGAAUAGCAUGCGCGGUGCGGCGUUCCUCACGAGGAACUUGGAGGAAGAGAAGGAGGGGGCGGGCCCGAUGAUGGUAGUCGAUAUCGGCGGGACAACGACGGACGUGGGAUUAUUACUGGCCAACGGGUUCCCCAGACAGGCGGCGGCGUACAGCGAGAUCGCCGGAGUACGGACGAACUUUUCCUACCCAGAUGUCAAGAGCAUCGGGCUCGGAGGCGGAUCUAUCGUCAAGAAAGACGAGCGCACCGGCGGGAUGGUGAUUGGGCCACAGAGCGUGGGAUAUCAAAUUCAGACCAGGGCUCUCGUUUUCGGCGGCGAUGUCGCGACGGCUACGGAUUAUACUGUACUCGCAGAUCCAGACACCGUUGAUAUCGGAGACCGGUCUCUCGUCGAAGGUACAAGCGGCCUCGCUGAUGACGUACCAGCAUUCAAGGCCAAGGUGAAGACGAUGCUGGAGCGGAUUGUAGACACGAUGAAGACUUCGCCCGAGGAUAUACCCGUCGUUCUUGUCGGCGGAGGCGCGGUUAUUGCGCCGGAUGAGUUGAAGGGGGCGAGCAGGGUUGUCAAGCCUGCGUGGUCUGAGGUUGCGAAUGCAAUUGGGGCUGCGACGGCGAGGGUUAGUGGUGUUGUUGACUCGAUUGAGAGCACUGAGAUGAAGAGCGUGUCCGAGGUUGUGGAGGCUCUGUCGCGGAGGGCUGUUGAUCGGGCUGUUGAGAAUGGGGCUUUGCGGGAGAGUGUAACUAUUGCUGAGGUAGAGAGUUUCCCUUUGCAGUACAUUGCAAACAAGUCACGAAUCAUCAUCAAAGCCGUAGGAGAUUUCGACUUUUCCAGAACAGCAUCCCUGGACACAACCACGAUCCCAGACGACAUCGACAACUACGACGAAGAAAUACCUAGACCACCGGCACCGCCUCAAAGCGAGGAAAUCCCAUCACCGCAACCCUUGGUCUACACAAAAGACUACAUUGACGGCUACAAGCCAAAAAUCCUCAACCGCCAAUGGCAUAUUUCCGAAACAGACCUUGACUGGAUCACAACAGGCUGCUACAUUCUCGGCACAGGAGGCGGUGGCUCACCUUAUCAACACAUGCUCCGCCUCCGCGAAAUGAUGCGCGCAGGCGCCACGGUCAAGAUCAUCUCCCCUUACGACCUCAAGGACGAUGGUGUUGUGGCCUGCGGCGGCGGGAAGGGGUCGCCACAAGUAUCUAUCGAGAAGCCGUAUGGUGAUGAAAUCAUGGAGUCGCAGAGAGAACUCUACGCAUACCUCAAAACGGAGCCAACGGCCGUGAUAUCCCUCGAGAUCGGAGGUGGCAACGGGCUGCAGGGCCUCAUCCUCGGCGCCAGUACAAAUCUCGAUAUUCCGACAAUCGACGGUGACUGGAUGGGCCGCGCGUAUCCCAUCUCCCACCAGACGACCCCUGUAGUCUUUGAGAAGAAAGCUACGAUGAUUCCAUCGUGUAUAUCAGAUGGAAACGGCAGAAUCAUGCUCAUGACAAAAGCCCGCACAGAACUCGACGCAGAACGCGCCUUCCGCGCCGCCCUCUCGCAGAUGGGCUCCCAUGUAGGCUGUGCAAAGGGGCCAGUGAGCGGCCGCGAUACCAAGUCCUGGGUCGUCGAGAACACCAUAUCGCUCUCCUGGAGGAUUGGUCGAGCCGUAGCGAUGGCGCGGUGCACCAAUGCCAUCGACACAGUCGCCGAGGCUGUUGCUGAUGUCGUUGGCGGGAAGGAGUCGGCGAGGGUUCUGUUUAGGGGCAAGAUCGUAGGCGUCGAGAGGGUUACGAGGAUGGGGCACGCUUAUGGAGAGGUUAUCAUUGAGGGGUAUACUGACGGCGGUAGUGGUGGCGAUGGAGUUGAGAAGUUUGUUAUACCGUUCAAGAAUGAGAAUAUUCUUGCAAAGAGGGUUGAUGCCAGUGGGAAGCAAGAUAUCCUCACAAUCGUACCAGACCUAGUCUGCGUCCUCGACGCGCAGAACGGCGAGGCCCUCGGCACGCAAGAGUACCGGUACGGGCUUCUCGUGGUGGUUCUCGGCAUCACGGCGUCAGACAAGUGGACGUCCACGGCGCGGGGCAUCGAGAUUGGCGGGCCGAAGGGGUUCGGAAUGGAUGGGUUGGAGUAUGUGCCUCUUGGGACGUUUACGAAGCCGCGGAGCGUCAUUGAUGAGUUUGGGGGCUAGUCAUGAUUGUUCAAGAACUUGGGGG
Messenger RNA from Colletotrichum scovillei, 3001 nucleotides. RefSeq lists its product as uncharacterized. Bases 1 to 2976 code for a protein of 991 amino acids. Gene Ontology annotation, molecular function: 5-oxoprolinase (ATP-hydrolyzing) activity. The record is from RefSeq and is a predicted model, not a curated record. Gene Ontology annotation, biological process: glutathione metabolic process. Gene Ontology annotation, cellular component: cytosol. The transcript is spliced from 6 exons. NCBI's taxonomy places the organism in Eukaryota, Fungi, Ascomycota, Sordariomycetes, Glomerellales, Glomerellaceae.